AUGACGACACAAUCUUCUGCCAUCGCACCGCCUGCACCAGAUGCCGUGGAGGAUACACCAGCUUUAGUUGAAGAACGUAGAGACAGGCUGGUCAAGUAUUUCGAAGACUGCCGCAUUCCUGUUGAAGAGCGGGUGUGGAUCUGUCUCCAUCGACAGAUUGUCCCAUGGGAAGAUGAUGCUGAUCAUCCUACGGAAUGUAACGCAGAUUUUCCUGCCUGCUCGAGCGCACGCGGAGAGUUUCUCGGUAUGGUGGAGUCGAUUGCUGACAUAGAGGGGUGCGAUCAGCGAUGGAUCUGCUUAAAGUGCAAGGCGAGGCAUGUUUCCCGAAUGACCGUAAACGAGCCAUGGAUGAGACACUGUCAGAAGUACCGCACGGUGCUGGAGAGCGAACAGUGUGGAGGAAGUUUCUGUCCCGGAACUCGCACCGGAGGUGCAUGGUACUGGAAAUGCAAAGGUAUUUGUUCUCUCAAGCAAUGGGAUGCAACUGGCGAUCGUAAAAAUGGCACCUUGAGCAGAUCGAACUUCAACCCCGCUAGUCGGAGAGAUUGUCCCUUCCUUGAUCAUCCCGAAAGCGGUUGCGGAGUCACUCUGGACGGCAGUCCUGUCACAUUGGACAAUGUGGCGACCGUGUUCCUCAACAUCCAUCCUGCAUACUUGGCAAAGGAGCAGUGGUGGUUUUUCUGUCACUGCACCCCAGAGCCAGACUGGAAGAUCAAGAGCGCUGGGCCUUGCAAGAGAUGUGGUGUUGACAGAACCUACGCUGAAAGCAAGGCCCGUGAGGAUGGCAAAUUGUGGCAAUUUUAUUUCCGGUAG
This is a messenger RNA of Parastagonospora nodorum SN15, 813 nucleotides long. RefSeq lists its product as hypothetical. The record is from RefSeq and is a predicted model, not a curated record. Bases 1 to 813 code for a protein of 270 amino acids. The transcript has 2 exons. NCBI's taxonomy places the organism in Eukaryota, Fungi, Ascomycota, Dothideomycetes, Pleosporales, Phaeosphaeriaceae.